Messenger RNA from Closterium sp. Yama58-4, 2850 nucleotides. The record is from the annotation of a GenBank genome assembly. Lineage: Eukaryota; Viridiplantae; Streptophyta; Zygnematophyceae; Desmidiales; Closteriaceae.
AUGUUUGGCGUCACGAUUGAGGGCGGGGGCACGUACGCGACGCUACAGGCUGAGGACAAGAAGUGCCUCCUGGACGACGACACCGAGUUCACGAACCCCUGCCUCGAUUUCGCGUGCAUCUCCAUACUGGAAAAGCAUGGUGGGGACCGCGCGCGAAAGUCGCGAAUUUUCCCGGCCGCCGAAUUGCGAAAGUUGAUUGAGGCUUCGACGGUGGAUGUAGACAUGAUGCUGAACGAGAUGCUCGUUUUCCCGUUCUGGUCCAAAUUCGAGGAGGAGGAACCGAAGUGCAGCAUCCUGCUCAUUUUGCAUCCGGGAGAUCUCGAAUGCCCGGAUGGUGAAGUUUGUCGCACGCGAAUUCUUCACAUUGACCCUUCCGUGGGUCCAGACCCGCACGCGAAGGACGCAAAGAUCGCUAUUGAAUGGUUUGGAGUUUACCUGCGCGGGAUGGCUCAAGCUUUCGGGCCAGCUAAGUUUUCCGAAGUCGCCGAGCCAUGCUUCAGAGCUUUGACUCGAGUGCCGAUGGACAUGAAGGGAGUGACUGGUGUUCACGCAGUGUACGGAUUUUAUCGCGUGCUUUGUGAAUUCGCGGUUGUGGCAGCAGACCCGAAGGCUCCGAUUAGGGCCACGAAACCGAAGAACUUGAAGUUCAUACGCGAGAAAGUGCUGAAGCACGCUCAGGAUCUCGCGCUUGAGUUGCGUGGUCUCAAAUCUGGCAAAGGCCGUGGUAACGUUUCGGGCUCCGAACACGGAUCUCAUGGGAGGGCUCGCGUGGAGGGAAGCGAGCGAGAGGGUGGUGGGAGCGGAAGUGACGCCACGGCCGUCGCGGAUAAUGUCGUCGCCGGCCCAGCCGGCGGUGGUCCUGUCGUGGGGGCUGAGGCCGCUUCGGGUGGUGGUGAAGAGGCGGAAAAGGUGGCGGAACCUGCUCCCGUUGUCGCCGGCCCUUCCCGCGUUGCAACUCCAACUGCGGUAGAGGCUCCUCGUUUGUUCGACGAGCUGGUGGCGUGGCCGGUCCAGUCGCUCGCGCGGGAGGUUCUUCGACUCGAUGCCACGAUUGCAGAAACGCACGAGCAGCUGAGAUCGACAAAUACGCACGUCACGAACCAGCGAAAACAUGUUCGUGAAUUGUCCGACGAACUCGACGAACUCACGGACAAGAUGAAAUCUCUGUGGGGGAAGUCGCUUCAAUCCGCAAAGAGGCUCGAUGACCUGGAGCAGCGUUUUUGCAACGAGACCGCGGAUUGCUUGAAGGAGUUGAGGAAGGAACAUGCGUCCGCGUCCGCGCAGCGAGAGUCAGCCGAGAGAGUGAUGCGCCGUCUGGAGGAAACCCUGAAGGUGUCCUUCGCCUCCGUAAUCGCGGAGGCGACUGAAAAGACGCGGCAGGAGGUUUGGGCGAAAUUCGUGGGGCUGGAGUCAGUCGUGACAGCCGCAGCCGAGCGCGGAGCUCUUACUGCGCUAGCACUCUAUGGUGGCGCACGUCAUUUGGCUGAGCAACGUGGGACUUUCGCAGGUGGACCCAGUUUCGCAGGCGGACCCUGUUUCGCAGGCGGACCGAGUUUCGCAGCCGGGCCAAGUUUCGCAGCCGGACCAAGUUUUGGACCCGCGCUUUCGAAUCCGCCCCCCUCCCCUCCCGUGACAAAGAAGCAGAAGGUUCCAUCAUCAGACGUUAUGCCGUUCGCUAUCACAGCUCUUCCUUCUGCUUUGGGUCGCGCGUCUUCACCUCUAGACGUUUCGGGAGGGGAGGAAAUGGCAGCGGCGGACGCGACCGCGAAAGGGACCGCGGCUGUGAAAGGGGACGCGGCCGCAAAAGGGGACGCGGCUGCGAAAGGGGACGCAGCUGCAAAAGGGGACGAUGCCGCGAAAGGUGACGGGGGUGGGAAAGGAGACGCGACCACGAAAGGGGACGCGGUUCCGAAUGACGAAGGAGGAAAUAAUGCGUUCGAAAAAUACAUGGCGCUUUUGGGGGCUGAAAAGGGCGCAACCAAAAGUGGCACGAAAGGCAAGGAGAAGGAGAAGGCCGCGAAAGGCGAUUUGUGUGUUGGACUUCGCCUGAAUUCAAACGGGUCGGCAUGGAUUUUAGAGCUCCAUCACGCUGGUGUCCGUCGCUAUCUUGGGAAUCACGAACAGAAGGAGACGGGACGGUUUCUCUGUGCUGUCGCGCUUACGGUCUGGUACAAAACCGUAAAACCGGACAAGAUGGUGUUGACUCCCGACGAAGAGGCGGAAUGGACCCCGGAUCUGGAUGUGGCUCGUGUGAUGCACGAGGGUUUGUUCGCAACCCUUUAUCUUCACGGCCUCACCAACAGCGCGAAAAGGCGUGUGAUCCAACUUUAUGGUGCGCGCGCUCCUCAGGACGAGACCGCGUGCUCUGCCGCGGCUGGAUUGGAGGUCGCGGAGGAUGAGCCGUCAGGGCGCGUGAAAGGCGGUGGUGGGCCGAUCGCUGGAGCCGUGGCCUUCGCCUGUGCAGCCGUGUGGUUGUUGUGCAAAGUUACCGUGGCGGGAUGUGAAGUGGCGUGUGUGCGCUUAUUGGCCGCACUUAAGACACGCGCGAAGACAACCACCCUCCCUCCUACGGGCGAAGUCAUGGAGCAGUUGGUGAACAACUCCUUCGAGAAGGGCCCGGAUGCGAACCUGAAGACGAUCAUUUCCGAAAUGGUGGAUAUCGUUGCUACCUGGAACCACGAGCUAGGGGCGAAGACUCGGAUGACACAGCUGGGGCUGUGUGUGCUUUGCAGCACGGAGCGCGUGAAGGCCAAGAACCGCGAAGCAGGUUGUCCACGCCUAAAACGGGCAUCACCCGCUCCCGUGCGUGAAGGGGGCGCGGAGGAAGUUGUCGAGGUGCAGGAUGACUAA